Molecule: messenger RNA, 282 nt
Organism: Candidula unifasciata
Lineage: Eukaryota; Metazoa; Mollusca; Gastropoda; Stylommatophora; Geomitridae
Source: the annotation of a GenBank genome assembly
AUGGCUGACAGCGUAGCAACAGUUAGAACAAGAAAGUACAUGACCAACAGACUGCUUAGCAGGAGGCAGAUGGUGGUUGAUGUGCUUCACCCUGGCAGGGCCACUCUCCCUAAGACAGAAAUCAGGGAAAAGCUCGCCAAGUUGUACAAAGUCACCGCUGAUGUUGUCUUUUGCUUUGGGUUCAGGACAAAUUUUGGAGGUGGUAAAACUACUGGAUUUGCAUUGAUUUAUGACACCUUGGACAAGGCCAAGAAGUUUGAGCCUAAAUACAGACUGGCUAGA